This is a messenger RNA of Thermothelomyces thermophilus ATCC 42464, 1296 nucleotides long. RefSeq lists its product as uncharacterized. The transcript is spliced from 2 exons. The coding region runs from base 172 to 1296 and encodes 374 amino acids. NCBI's taxonomy places the organism in Eukaryota, Fungi, Ascomycota, Sordariomycetes, Sordariales, Chaetomiaceae. Gene Ontology annotation, molecular function: oxidoreductase activity, acting on NAD(P)H. The record is from RefSeq and is a predicted model, not a curated record.
CACAGCUCUCACGAAAUCAAAGCAACGAAUUAUUCAUAUUAACUAUCUAGUUCAAGAUAGCAGCAGCCUCUAACAAACAAUCAGCCAUACUCGACGUCGAACAUAUUAAGGUCGAACAUAUUAAACACGUUCAGCUACUUAUCCCUAACACAUUCUUGCCCUCAGCCCACCAUGUCUGGAACGACUGCCAACCUCGCCGCGGUGCUGCCGUCCGCCGGAAGCAGCCUCGUCAUCCAGGAGCGCCAGAUUCCUUCUCCCGGCCCGGAUGAGGUGCUGAUCCGGAACUACGCGAUUGCGGUGAACCCGGCCGACUGGAAGCGGCAGUUCCUCGGCAUGUACAUCAGUUCGUAUCCGGUGAUCCUCGGCAUGGAUGUCGCGGGCGUCGUCGAGGCAGUCGGCUCCGACGUCACCCUGUUCAAGAAGGGCGACCGCGUGCUCGGCAGCGCCCCGGGCACCAUCACCAACAACCCGGACCAGUCGGGCUUCCAGAAGUACACGGUCGUGCAGGCCACGGCGACGACCAAGCUGCCGGACGCCAUCAGCUUCACGCAGGCCGCCACGCUGCCCUCGGCCGUCCUCACCGCCACCGUCACGCUCUUCAGCGCGCUCGACGUGCCCCUGCUGCCUCCAUCGCCGCAGGGGGAACCCUCCUCUUCCGGUGGUGGUAAGGGUAAGGGUAAGGGGGGCACGGGCAUCCUGGUGUGGAGCGGCGCGUCGUCGACGGGGAACGCGACGAUCCAGCUGGCGCGGCGGGCGGGGCUGACCGUGUUCGCGACGGCGAGCCCGCGGCACCACGCGGCCGUGCGGGCGCUGGGCGCGGCCGAGGUGGUCGACUACCGCUCGCCGACGGCGGCGCGCGACCUGGCCGCCGCCGCCCGCCGCGCCGGCGUCGACGUCCGCCUCGCCGUCGACCCCUUGUCCACCGCCGAGACCCUCCCGCUCGUGCUGGCCGCGCUCGCCGAGCUCUCGUCCGCCUCCGGCUCCUCCGGCCCCUCCGGCCCCUCCGGCCCCUCCGGCCGGAAAAAGCUGCGCCUGGCCCACCUGGGACCCUGGCCGGACCAGGUUGAGCGGCCGGCUGACGUCGACGCCGUCCCGGUGAGGGCCCUCGAUGCCUGGACGAGCCGUCGCGACCUGGCCGCCCGCGUCUUCAACGACCUGCUCGGAACCUGGCUCGAGACGGGCGAGUUCGUGCCCCAGACGCCCAGGGUCGUCGACGGUGGGCUGGAAGGACUGCAGACCGCGUUGGAGACCCUGAGGAACGGGGUCAGUGGAGAGAAGUUGGUUGUUGAGGUUUGA